This is a messenger RNA of Ictalurus furcatus (blue catfish), 1801 nucleotides long. RefSeq names its product DCN1, defective in cullin neddylation 1, domain containing 5 (S. cerevisiae) (gene dcun1d5). NCBI's taxonomy places the organism in Eukaryota, Metazoa, Chordata, Actinopteri, Siluriformes, Ictaluridae. Gene Ontology annotation, biological process: positive regulation of ubiquitin-protein transferase activity; protein neddylation. The record is from RefSeq and is a predicted model, not a curated record. Gene Ontology annotation, molecular function: ubiquitin conjugating enzyme binding; ubiquitin-like protein binding; cullin family protein binding. Gene Ontology annotation, cellular component: ubiquitin ligase complex. The coding region runs from base 760 to 1458 and encodes 232 amino acids. The transcript has 14 exons.
ACUAUACUAUAUAAUUGUGUGCAUCCAACUUUGUGGAAAUGGUUUUGGGGGAAAGGACUGUUUUGUUGUAUUUCUACCGUGUCUUUUGACAAAAUAUGUUUGUUCGGGCUUUUAUUUUGAAAUAUUUGCAUCCCCGCGACCGGAAGUUAUUUUCAUUAUGUUAGUUCCAUUAGUUUCACAGUUCUCUUCACUCAGUCUGCGAUUGUCCUGUGCUGAAUGAAGAGCUCGGCUCUUGGCGUCUUUAUUUACACCAAAGUCUGUGGACGCGGAGUUUUCAGAAACACUACUACACUCAGGGAUUUGAGUUAAAGAGUGAAGAGAAGAAUUGUCCUAAACCUCAGAAAUCAGCUUCUGAGACGAGUAAACGUUAAAUUUCAACAAAUUUACCGUCAACAGCAGAUGCUGCGUUCAUUGAUGCCAGUGUUUUCUUACUGACGCCAUCAUCACGGAAACCUUGAGCUCAAAGGAAAUCCUCUGAGCGUUUCCCACUCGUAAUUCCGACUUUGUGGUGGCGUUCAUGUGCGUUCAACUGGACAGCGGUACGGACUGGAGGACAUUAAGAACGUGUCUCAAACACUGGAUAGACUUGGUAAGAGCAGGAAGCCAGCAUGAUCAGUAGGAAACAGGUUACCAUGACAACCCUACAGUAAAACGUCUUACACAUGCUGUGGGGUCAAGAAUCUUGUCGACUUGAAUGGACAAAGUGACCGUGUGUACACAGAUUCUGCGAGGCUAAAUCAACCUUUUGGAAACCCCGUUAUGCCUGUAAAAAAGAAAAGAAAGUCCUCUGGUUCUGAAGACCCCAGCAUCCGGAAGUGCAAAAUUAGCAGUUACUGUAGGACGCAGACUCCUGGGAGAUUGAUAAACCCUGAAGAUCAGUUCUCCAGCAAGAAGUGCCUUGCGUGGUUUUACGAGUAUGCCGGGUCAGAUGAUGUGGUGGGACCCGAGGGCAUGGAGAAGUUCUGUGAGGAUAUAGGCGUUGAACCAGAGAACAUUAUCAUGUUAGUCUUAGCCUGGAAACUAGAAGCACCAAAUAUGGGAUUUUUCACAAAAGAAGAGUGGCAGAAGGGAAUGACAUCAUUGCAGUGUGAUUGCACAGAACGGUUACAAAGCAAACUCGACUACCUGCGCUCUCAGCUGAACGACGCAGCCGCGUUCAGGAACAUUUACAGAUACGCCUUUGACUUUGCCAGGGAUAAAGACCAGCGUAGUCUAGACAUGGACACUACAAAGUCAAUGUUGGCGCUGCUUCUUGGAAGGACGUGGCCCCUGUUUCCCGUGUUUCACCAGUUUUUGGAGCAAUCCAAGUAUAAGGUCAUGAACAAGGAUCAGUGGUACAACGUGUUAGAGUUCAGCCGCACUGUUAACUCGGACCUCAGUAACUACGACGAGGACGGAGCUUGGCCGGUGAUGCUGGACGAGUUUGUGGAAUGGUAUAAAGCCAGACAGACUUUAUAGCACCACAUGGCCAUGCUUGCAGAAAUUAAGGGCAAAGAAAUGUAAUGGAAAAAGCACAUCAAUGGACGCCAUCCCUCCACCAUAAAAAGUCCAGAGUAUCAAUUGCACAUCUUCCCAGGAAAGCCAUCAUGCUUCUUGUGCACCCAUCACAACCCAGAGACUUACAGUGUUAAUUUAACGUGAAAAGGAAAAAUGUCUGAAACGGAGGGAACUGCUUUAUGCGUGUUGCAUCUUUCACAGCAGUUUCAGCCAGUGUUGUUCGGUCUGGUGGAGGGAAGUCAUCUGUUUAUGUAAUAUUUUUGUUUAUAGUGUUUUCAAAAGAAAAUAAAGGAACUGUAUGGAA